This is a messenger RNA of Daphnia pulex (common water flea), 2835 nucleotides long. RefSeq names its product protein cereblon-like. The record is from RefSeq and is a predicted model, not a curated record. Bases 167 to 1534 code for a protein of 455 amino acids. NCBI's taxonomy places the organism in Eukaryota, Metazoa, Arthropoda, Branchiopoda, Diplostraca, Daphniidae. The transcript is spliced from 9 exons.
AAAAAACAAUAGAUGGCGGGCAUUUUAUAAAUAAGUAAAAGGAAAAAACAACAUAAACUUAGAUUUGCGAGUAGCAAUAUCUCGCUUGAAUCUCGAUCGACGUCGAAUUAUACAUAGAUGUUAACUGUUUUAGACUAAUUUGUGGUCUUUCCGAAAUUUUACAAGAAUGGAAAAUAAUGAAGUUGAACACACUGAUGAUGAAGAUAGUAGUGCGUCAUAUCAUGACCUGUCAGAUCAUGAAGAAGAUGAAUCUACUGAUUUAUCUGGUGAUGAAUUGGAAAUUAAUAAUCCCGAAGAUAUUCCAAUAGGCCUACCAGAGCAAUAUAAUCCGCAAGAUCAAGAUCUAGUGGGGGAUCAUCUUUAUCUAGGAGCCAUGGAAGAAGUAAGGGGAAGAACUCUCUUAGAUGAAGACAGCAUUAUUGAGAUACCUGUUGUGGUCCAAGAAGGACUUAUCUGUGUUCCUGGGCAAACCCUUCCUUUAACUAUUUCUCAUCCUCACAUAAUGGCAAUGAUGAGGCGAGUGAUUGAAGGGAAUCACAUAUUUGGCAUUCUUUCUUUUAGGCCCUUUGAGCCACACAUUAAUAACGCAAAGUACAAGAUAGGAGCGACAGCCGAAAUAUAUGAAUACGGAGAAGAAGUAGAAGGGUUAGAGUCUGGUUUCGGCUUCAGGAUAAAGGCAAGAAUUCGACAACGCAUCAAAGUCAUCCAAGCUCGAAGACAAAUUGAUGGGAUUACUAUUGCUCGAGUUCAGAUUUUACCUGAAUUAGAAGUGUCAGACUCAUUAUACCAGUGCCGAUCCUAUAGCCUUGAUAAACAUCGUUUAUCAACAGCAACUUCAUCGGACAUUUCCGUCGCUUCGCUGUUAUCGAAGAAACGAAUUUACGACAAACAGUACAAAAUUCCUUUCUCUGUCUGGCCCUCUUGGAUUCAUCGUUCGUAUGACCUGCAAUUUAUAGCUCAACGCGUUAUGUUAGAACUGAGCACAUCGAUUUUCGUCGGCUCGUCGGCCUUUGCCGACGUCGGAUCCGGAUCGAUUGUCCCUCGAAAUCCGGUUGAUCUUUCCUAUUGGGUUAUACAAAAUUUACCACUCGAUGAUGAGCUAAGACUUGAGCUACUAAGCAUUAACAACCCCAACCAGAGAUUACGAGCUGAACUCUCCAUCCUCCAAAGAUGCGAAUCUCUCUGUUGUCGAGAGUGCGACUAUGCGAUUGCUCGCCAAACAGACGUUUUCGCUAUGUCCAAAAUAGGUCCGCAAGGUGUCUACGUCAAUCCGUUCGGCCACGUCCACGAGACCAUUACAGUUCAUCGUGUGGAUGGAUUGUCUGUCACUACACCACCCUCCACCGAAUUCAGCUGGUUCCCUGGCUAUGCGUGGUCAAUCGUGAAUUGCUCCUACUGCCGCAGCCACAUUGGUUGGCUGUUUACGGCAAACGAUCGGCACUUGCAACCAGCAAGCUUUUGGGGAUUGAGUCGACAGUCACUCAAGCCACGACUCAAAGUGAACGACGAGAGCGAGUUCAUCGCAGUCAUGUGAAUUCUAAAAUUUACACUUGCCCCCCUACAAAUUCAAGAAUACAAAUAAAUCAAUUGGACCAUUAACUUAAAACAAACUUAAAAAAGACAAAACUUAAAGCAUACAAAAGUUUACUUUUUCUACAAUCGCGUAGCAACCAUAUUAGAUUUAGAAACCAUUUGUGAAAAGAAUGGGAUAUUUUUAGAUUUUGUAAAGUUCAGUUCAACUCGAAUUGGCAAAAUCGAUUCAACUUGAUUUGUGAUAUUAAGGUGCAUUUUCAUUUCGACUAUUGUGAAUAUUCAAUGUAUUUUCCAUGUCGGAAUUCCUGUUCCUACAAAGAGGUAGGAGUGAUCAAAAUGUUUGUAUCAAAGGAAAUGCGCAUUUCUUAUUGCGCGUCGAAGAAAAAAUGCGGAUUGUUAUGAACUUAUUAUGCGUUGCAAAAAUUUACACAAUUAGUUUAUCACGUGAAUGGUAUAAAUACUUAUAAUAAUGCUUUUCAGUAAUAUUUUACUUAAAAAAAAUUGUAAUAAGAGAUAAGACUCAAGCUUAAAGCUUUAGCGCGUGCGCCGCGACGCGCAUUUUCGUUCCACUCCAGCGUUGCGCUCAAAAAAUAAUAAAAACAAAAAUUGACGCGCAUUUGUUUACUUUUACCGAAAACAAAAAAUACUGAGCGCUACACAAAUAACACACAAUACCAGUGAUGCUAGUUUUUUUUACGCAUAAAAGUAAAUGCACUUGGACGUGCAUUUUACGAUUUUAGUGAGUUCGCGCGAAUUACAGUUAUUUGUAUUUGACCACUGCCUGCCAGCGGUUGACAGGCCCAAGUUUCACAAAAAAUGCUGCAUAAAAGAAAAGUGGGGCAUAUUUGCCUUUGGGGGCACAAGCUAAAACGCAGGGUUGAGAGUGAGACUAAAGUCAGCAGUAAACUCAUAGAGAGGCGAUAAGGUGGACUAACGGAACGGAAGUUGCAAACAACCGACGGCAACAAAGAAUUCGAGCAGACGAAAAUUCUAUAGCAUUUUUCUUUUUUUCUCUCUCUCUAAAGAAUUCAAUCAGAGUAUCAAAAACUUUCCAUUUAUUUUACGGGCUAAAUUCAGCAAGUCCAUCGAAGUAAUGGAAAACGACAUGAAGACUGAUGCAGUGCUGAUUCAGCUGAAAAUCCCUUGUCUCCCACAAACCAGCAAUUCUAUGUUUGUUACUUCGUAUUUGGAUACAGUGAAUUGUUCCAUAAUUUUAAACUCUUAUUAUACACAUGUUGCUAAUUAUGUGUGAGCCUCAAUCAACAUUCUGUGUCUAAAUACAGAUUGUUCAUUCAAAUAAAA